Messenger RNA from Pipistrellus nathusii (Nathusius's pipistrelle), 3537 nucleotides. The record is from the annotation of a GenBank genome assembly. Lineage: Eukaryota; Metazoa; Chordata; Mammalia; Chiroptera; Vespertilionidae.
AUGGAAGAUGUUGACCUGGUGAAACCCUUACAAAAAACUUCAUCUUCUGUAGAAUCUGAUAUAAAAAAUUCUCCCUAUUCUCUUGGACUGAACUUAAGUACUAAUAGAAGUAGCCCCCACCUUAGUACAAAUGGGGUAUCCUCUUUCUCAGGGAAGACCAGACCGGCUGUAAUUCAAGGCACCAGUGAAGCCCUCACCUCUUUCAUGCAAGAGCUACAGCACAGUGGAAGGACUGAUUCGGAACUUUGGAAGAACUGCGAGGCCAGGUGGUUACAGCUAUUCAGCUUGGUGGAAAAGCAGUGCCAAGAACACAUAGCGGCCCAGCAGGAGCAGUUCCACAACCAAGUCCAACGGGUGCAGGAGGAAAUAAAGAAUCUAGUCAAGUUACAGAGCAGCAAUGCUUCGUGGGCUCCCUAUGACAGAAGUUCUCUAAGUGAACACCGCUCUUCAGAAAGGCAGAUGGGGUUCUUUUCUGAAAACAGUGAUAGAAAUGAAUCUGUCCUCAGUUACCCAAAGUCUCGAGAACCUGAAAUGCAGCAGGAAACAUCGCCGUCACAGCCAGACUGCAACGUGGACAGCAGCUCAGUGAGCAGCGGCUAUGGGACCUUCUGUGUCUCCGAGUUAAACACCUACACGUCGAAGGGCCCCCAGGAGUUCAUGGAGCACACGGAGGCCUCGGCGGGGCAGUGCGGGGCGCCGGCCCUGCAGACCUCGUCUCCUGUGGAUGGUGGAAAGCACAAGCAUUUCUACAUCCAUUCUCCCCAGGAGUUCAGUGACUCGGUGAAGGAAGACAUUCCCAUUUUACCUGGUGAUUUUGAACACAAGUUCCUCGGUGAAAGUAAGAUUUUGGAAGUAUACAGUGGAAAAACAAAUAGUAGUAAAGCGAUAACAUCAUGGGCGCAGAAGCUGAAGCAGAACCACCCAAAGGGAGCCCAUGCCGAAGAGGGGUGUCCCAGGUCCACGCCAGGAACCGAGCAGCCCCAGAGAGUGCCGGUGGAGAAGUUGGAGUUCGCUGCUGCUACACCACCUCGUGCUUUUUACCUCAGUAAGCCAGAUGAAAGCCCGAAUUUGUGGAUGUCUGAUUCAGGAACAGGCCUGACGCACUGGAGACUGGAGGAGAAGGACACGUACCCCUCUCUGCCCAAGGUCACAGACAAGCCCUUUGCCCUGUCCUCCUGCCCGCAAGUGUCAGCCAGCCCGUCUAAUACUAGUAAUGAAAUGAAGCUUCCGUCACUGAAGGAUAUUUAUCAUAAAAAGCAAAGGGAAAACAAGCAGUUACCUGAGAGGAAUCUCACUUCUUCCAGCCCCAACCAUCCGCCCGAGGUGCUGACUCUGGACCCAACGCUACACAUGAAGCCAAGUGAGCAGACGGCGGGGACUCAGCUGCCGGGCUUUCUGAACGCCCUCCAGGACAGGAUCUCCUUCUCGCCAGACUCUGUGCUGGAGCCCAGUGUGUCCAGUCACUCUGACAUAGACUCAUUCUCGCAAGCAAGUAAUGCCACCUCCCAGCUGUCUGGGCUGCCCAAAUGCCCUUCACGUGCAAAAGCUUCGCCAAUGGCCUCUUGGAAAAAUCACACAUUCCCAAACGAGAGCAGGACCAGCUCCACGUUCCCCUCAGUCUAUACUGUCACUAGUAACGACCUCUCGGUCAGCACCGUGGAAGGAGAAAACACUGUCAUGGUAACUGCAGCCUCAGUCAGUCAGUCCCAGCUUCCAGGUACAGCCAACAGUGUCCCAGAAUGCAUUUCAUUGACUUCCCUGGAAGAUCCUGUGCUAUUGUCUAACGUCCGGCAGAACCUGAAGGAAAAGCAGGCCCGGCACAUAGCAGAUCUUCGAGCUUAUUAUGAAUCAGAAAUAAGUAGCUUGAAACAGAAGCUGGAGGCAAAAGAAAUGUCUGCAGUUGAGGAUUUGAAGAAAACCAAUCAAAUUCUUGUAGACAGAUGCGGUCAAUUAGAUGGUGUUCUGAAUGAAGCCACCAGCCGUGUGAGGACACUUGAAAAUAAGAAUAACCUACUAGAAAGAGAAGUGAGUGAGUUCAGAGAGCGCCUCAGUGCAGCCAGCAGCGCCUCUAAAGUUCUGCAAGAACGCAUCGAGGAAAUGAGAACAAGCAACAGAGAGAAGGACAGCACCAUCGUGCGGCUGAAGUGUAGGCUGCAGGAUCUGGAGGAAGCCUUUGAGAACGCCUACAAACUCUCAGAUGACAAAGACGCCAGACUGAAACAGGAAAACAAAAUGUUUCAAGAUCUUUUAGGAGAGUAUGAGUCCCUGGGAAGAGAACACGAAAGAGUAAAGGAUACAUUAAAUAUAACCGAGAACAAAUUACUUGAUGCACAGACUCAGAUUUCUGAUUUGAAAAGAACGAUCUCAAAACUUGAAGCUCAGGUCAAGCAAGUGGAGCAUGAAAAUAUGUUAAGUCUUCGCCAUACUUCCAGAGCUCCCAUGGGACCCACACGUGGCAACACACUGACCACCUCUGACGUCAGCAGGCGGAAGUGGCUGAUCCCGGGGGCGGAGUACUCGAUCUUCACCGGCCAGCCCCUGGACGUGCUGGACAGGACGGCAGCGGAGGAAACGGGCGCUCCUGGGUACCAUUCUCCUCCGGAAAAGGAUUCUUCACCUGGAAGUUCACCAACAAACUUACUGGUAAAAAAACAAAGAGAGACUUCAGAUGCACCAAUCAUGAGAGCUUUAAAAGAACUUGAAGAAGGAAAAAUAUUUAAAAAUUGGGGCACACAGACAGAGAGAGAGGACACUUCAAAUAAACUGGUGAAUCCUCGGCAAACUGAAACGCCUGUCAGUGCGAGUGGGUCCCCAGAGAAAAGCGCCCCGCAGAGACACCGGAGGCCUAACUGUGCCGCGCAGAGGUCGUCCUCCCUGCCGCCUUCCAACCGCAAGCCCAGCACUCCAACGAAAAGAGAGAUUAUGUUAACACCAGUGACUGUGGCUUAUAGUCCAAAGCGGUCCCCUAAAGAAAAUUUGUCCCCAGGAUUUAGCCACCUGCUUAGCAAAACCGAAGGCAGUCCAAUUCGAUUUGAUAUACUUUUGGAUGAUUUAGAUACUGUUCCCGUGUCUGCGUUACCACGUACCAAUCCAAGAAAACAACUCCAGUUUCUUCCUCUAGAUGACUCGGAAGAAAAAAAAUAUUCAGAAAAAGCCACCGAUGCCCAUGCAAGCCAUAGCUCUUCCCCUGACCUGCCGCCAAGUAGAGCGAAGGGCGCCGAGGGCGCCGGCGAGCUGGGCGGUGCACCCUGUCCGGCUGCCGGAGCGCGCGCCCACGACUUCGAGUACACCGCGAAGAUCAGGACUUUGGCGGAAACAGAACGCUUUUUUGAUGAACUUACAAAAGAAAAAGACCAGAUUGAGGCUGCCCUCAGUCGGAUGCCUUCGAUGGGAGGACGAGUCACUUUGCAGACAAGAUUAAAUCAGGAAGCCCUGGAGGACCGCCUGGAGCGGAUUAACCGCGAGCUGGGCUCCGUGCGCAUGACGCUGAAGAAGUUCCACGUCCUGCGCUCCUCCGCGCACCUCCGCCCCGUGUAG